CAUUAUUUCCAGUUCAGCUGUUUGGACUCCGAUUACCUAAACAUGCUGGGACAAACGCUGGCGCAUGGAUCCAAUCAAGACUGGAAAAUAUUAUGCCAAAUUGAGAUAGAGUUAAAAAGCCUUCGAAGUUGACUGCUUUGCUAUCUGAGGUAAAGGUCCUAUAAAUUAUGAAGAACUGGGGUUGUCAAGUUGUCCUUCUCCUUCUAGUCUGCGAGCUAGCGUCGUCAGCUCGACUUAAACGAAUUACCCCAGAAGAGCUGAAGAAAAGGCAAGAAGCUCAAAAUCUUUCAAUUUUUGUCAACAAUGUGCUCAAAACAUACGACAAAAAACUACGGCCGAACGCAGGAGGUGAAUCGACCGACGUCAUUGUGGAAGGCAAAGUUGUAGCGUUUGGCGAGCUUAGAGAGGCCAGUAUGGAAUUCUCGCUCGACAUCUUCUUUCGGCAAUGGUGGUAUGAUCCUCGAUUCGCCCACAACUUUAGUAUUCCAUUCAACAUGGCGGCGGAUGCAACAAAGAUCUUCUGGACUCCAGACACGUAUUUUGUGAAUGUGAAAAACUCAAAAUAUCACUUCGUGACAAGAGAGAACAUGAGGGUUAAAAUAGACCCGGAUGGCAGAGUUUAUUUUAGCACAAGAAUCACCUUAACUGCCCAGUGUGCUAUGGAUUUUCGUCUUUUUCCCAUGGACACUCAACACUGCUCGCUUGUUAUCGAGAGCUAUGCCUACACAGCAGCCGAGGUCAACUACACGUGGAAGAUAAAGGAAAAGAGCAAUGGCAUAGAAAUUGUAUCACAGGAAAUGGCACAGUUUGACUUACUUGGAGUCAAAACAGAAACCAAAGAUCUUCCAAAAUCAACUUCUUUUGCAAGUCUUACGGCAACAUUUUCAUUCAAGCGACGUCUCGAGUUCUUCAUCUUCUCAGUGUUCACACCAGCCGUCAUCCUCGUCAUCUUGUCGUGGUGUUGUUUCUGGAUUUCCCGCCAAGCGGUGCCCGCUCGCGUCUCUCUGGGGAUUACCACCAUUUUGACAACUAUUUUGUUGUCUAGCUCAGUUAAUCGUGAUAUGCCAAAGGUGAGCUAUAUGAAGUCUAUAGAUUACUUCCUGUUGACGAACUUUGGUUUCAUCUUCCUGUCUUUCUUGGAGUACGUCAUUGUACUGAACUCUGAACCGGCGCCAUCUUGGUGGAAAAAACUCAUUGAACGCAUCUUUAGUCGCGUUAAUAAUAACAACGUAGAAUCCACUGAAUGCGUUUCUACACACAAAUGCUCAGAUUCCUCAGACCGACACCUUCACGUCCAGACCGUCGACAGAAAUGGUCGUAAUCGUGACGUGGCCACCGUCGUGCUACCGAAAGACCAUUCAAAAGAACCAUCGGUUGUCGUGGUAACAACCCAUCCAAACGAGCCCGCGACAGUCACUCGUCAGCGUAAAAUCGACUUAAACCAAGUCCCCAGAGCUGAGAAGCCAAAACCAGAGAACACCCCAGGCCCACCGCCAACUCAUUGGGUCGAUUUGGUGUCACGAGCCUUGUUUCCAGCGGCAUACUUUCUGUUUCUUGCUAUCUAUUGGAUUAGUAACUCGAGCGCGGCCGAGAAUGGACCAAAACCUUGAAAACAGUCACCCGAGGCCUUACAAAUGUUAUUAUCUACCAUGUGUACAAUCCUUUUGAAAUUGGGGUUCGUAUUUCUUCGUUAAAAAGUACCGUUGUACACGAAUGAAUACUAGAUUAACGAAACGAACUUUCUACUGACGUAAACGUGGGGUUGUUAUGGGAAAAAUGAUAUCUUUAUACCGAAAAGGAUUAUGGUCAAAUUGAACUUAAACGUCAAAAUGGCGACCGACCAAGUUUGCUUCAACGAAACACCUUUUUAAUACAAAAACGUCAAUUGAAGAGAACUAAGAGUUCGUUGUAUAUAGUCUCCAUAUUGUGUUCAUCUUAAUCUUAGUGUCAAAGAGGCUCUUGAUACCGAAUGAAGGUUUGUGCGUAGAAAAUUCGUGAACAACAUGCAGAGCCUACCAGCAUGGAUAAACCAAAACAUGCUUCAAACUGAUGAUAAGGGAUAAUUUAUUGGUAUGAACUCGUACAAAACAAACCGAAACACUGUUACGAAGAUGCUACGUCAGCAGCGAGAGCAAAAAAAAUUCGAAAAUCUAGGACGAACAAGCUUCGCCGAAAAACACCUAAUCGGAGAAAACUGGAUUAAAAGUGAAUCUAAAAUAACAUGUCUUAUAACGUGCACGAAUUCCACCAAGAUUUAAUUAUAAAAAAAAAAUAGAUAUGAAAAUUAAUCAGAGGUUAUUGACAAUAUUUGGUAUUGAAAGCUCCACGGACACUCAAAAUACCUGUCUCUACUGCGAAAACAACACACAGGGGUUUCUGAUCGAUCAAAUUAUCUGAUACUGGGUUGGUCUGCCAGUGAGAAUUGCGACGUCGAACUUUCUAGCGUUGUGCAAUUGUGAUUGAAAAUGAUGGAUGGGUUAUACAUCAAAAUGGAAGCGUUUUGGAUAUCCGUAAACGACUCAGCAAAGUCCGAAUCUUCCCAGAGGCGAAGAAAUACGGGAUAUAUACAAAAUAUCUCAACUUGUCGCGAAAUAUUAUUGCUGUUCAAGUUUAUCUUCAGUUUUUAAUGUUUUCAAUGAUUUUGGUUGCGCGCAAGUUGCGAGUUCUUAAAGGAAAGGUGUAAAACGAGGAGAACAUUGACUCCAAAACAACAAGUUGCGAGACAAGUUGAGAUUGUUUUGUCUCGUUUUUUGUCAUUCGGCUUUAAGCUUCCUUUUUAUUGUGCUCAAAUUGUGUUUAUUAAGUCUAAUAUUGAAGCAGACUACAUGUCUUAAGUUACUUUAUGAUUAACCCAAGCAAAAAUAAAUGAUAUUUAGUAUAAGGGGAAUUUUUAAAAGCAUGACUUAAAAACACAUUUAACUGGUUUGCGUGUUUUAUAAAAUCUUCUCUCUUGUAAAAGUAGCGAAUUUAUUUAUCACAAAUUUUUAAAGUGUGUAAUACCACGAUAUCUAUGAUAUUAUUAUUAUUUAUAAGAUAUUUAUAAUAUCGAUCGGUAAUAUUAUUAUUGUAUAUUAUUGGGUGUGAAAUAUCUUCACACGAUAAAUAUCUAUUGUAGAUUAAUAAUAGAUUAUUAUUUAUUAAUAACCAUAUAGCAGUAUAGAAAAGAAAGUUCAGAAGUUAUUGAAAAUCGCCAUUCUUCAUGAAUUCACAGACUUGUAGCUUCAAAUAAAACCAGAUUAUUAAAAAAAUAUUUAGAAAAAAGUAAUAUUGUGUUAUUGCUUGGUUCUUAUUGUAUAAUGAUUUUUAUCAUAUAAUUAUGAAACAUCUAUAUUUCUCUCUUUCGGAAAGUUUUACUUGUGAAACUAACACAUUCGAGCUUUCUCUAUAUAUUGGAAAUAAAAAAGGUAUUUUUACGACAUAA
Messenger RNA from Exaiptasia diaphana, 3421 nucleotides. Its product is annotated as gamma-aminobutyric acid receptor subunit alpha-6. NCBI's taxonomy places the organism in Eukaryota, Metazoa, Cnidaria, Anthozoa, Actiniaria, Aiptasiidae. The transcript has 11 exons. Bases 168 to 1610 code for a protein of 480 amino acids. Gene Ontology annotation, molecular function: chloride channel activity; neurotransmitter receptor activity; transmembrane signaling receptor activity. Gene Ontology annotation, cellular component: neuron projection; synapse; membrane. The record is from RefSeq and is a predicted model, not a curated record. Gene Ontology annotation, biological process: nervous system process; chloride transmembrane transport; signal transduction.